This is a messenger RNA of Sitophilus oryzae (rice weevil), 2242 nucleotides long. RefSeq names its product UBX domain-containing protein 6 (gene Gint3). The transcript has 8 exons. Gene Ontology annotation, cellular component: cytoplasm. Gene Ontology annotation, molecular function: protein binding. NCBI's taxonomy places the organism in Eukaryota, Metazoa, Arthropoda, Insecta, Coleoptera, Curculionidae. The coding region runs from base 453 to 1787 and encodes 444 amino acids. The record is from RefSeq and is a predicted model, not a curated record.
GACAGACGCAGAUUAAUCAAAAUCCAAAAUCCAAAAUCUGUGCUCUGUGUUCAAAAUCAUAUGGUUGUCAAUUUUUUAAUGCCGAAUUUUGCUUGUAAUGAUUUCAUUUUUUAAUUAUAUUACAAAUUCUUCAAUUUUUCAUGGAGUGUUUAUUUAUUUAAACACCAUACAGGCGUACCUUUGUGAUUCGGUAAAGGUUUUACGCGAACCUGAUCAGUUGACAGUAGGUGCUUUAGAGUUUGACGACUUCCAGCUAAAGUUGUUAAAAAUAUUCUUUGCUUUUUUGAUACUUAAUUUGUUCUUGAUAUUUGUUGCGUGGAAAUACUACGGAAGGGAUAUUCACGAAAGAUUUAUUAAGCCAACAAGUAAUAGGGAAAUAGAAGAACUCAGAGCCAGUGUUUCAAAGCUUAAGCUCCCUAAGGAGCACACUCCGAGAAUAUAAAGCUUUAACAAUGACAGAGAAAAUAUCAGACAAGGUAAAAAAAUUCUUCCAAAAGAAGAAAGCCGAUGCAAAAUUUAAAAUGGCAGGACCUGGACAUAAAUUAACUGAAUCGUCAUCUACUGCUGUUUCAUCAAGUAAGAAGCCAGGUUAUGUUCCACCACAAAGAUCAGGACCAUCUGAUGUAAACAGGCAAGCUGCAGAAGCUGCACUUGCACGAUUGACUACUCAAUCAAAAAGCACCCCAUUUAAUACUUCAUUAGCUGCAAUACAAGCAAAGGUUAAACGAGAACUAGAAGCUGAAAGGAAAAAUAAUGCCGAAUUUAAUGAAAUACCUCUAGGUCCUAAACAAAUUGACCUAGAAACAUCUUCUCAUUUAGCAGUUAAAGGCGUCUAUUUCAAGUGCCCAUUAGUAAGUGAUGAAAUUUUAUCUAAAGAAGAAUGGAAAGUAAAGAUAAAAGAAUUUUUGUUCGCAGCUCUAGAAGAAGAGAGAGGUAUAACAGCUUGCCUAAUUUUGUAUUCCUGUAAUUAUAAUAGAUCAAAGGUUACAGAGUGCGUGAAUAUACUAUGUAGGUACAUAGACAACAUCAUAGGGAAUCCCACAGAAACUAAAUUCCAUAAGAUCAGGUGUUCUAAUGCCACAUUUGUAGAAAAGGUCACACCAUUAUUGGGAGCCAUCGAAUUCUUAUAUGCAGCUGGAUUUCGGCAGCAAAAGUUAGAUCAUAACGGUGUUGAAGAAGACUUUUGGGUUUGGUCUGAAGAAAAUAUUGAUGGUUUACAGACACUAGAGUUUUUGAGAGAUGCCUUAAAAUCCGAAAACAGAGUCGAACUGGAAUUAGACAGAAAUGUACAGAUUCUUUCCCCAGCCCAGGCAUCUGUAAAAAUUGAUCUACCCAAAGAUUUUUAUGCAAUAUCGCCAGACGAACUUAAAAGAGAACAGCAGUCGAGAUCUGAAAUAGCAGAAAAACAAUUGCAAUUAAGAACUAAAGCUAUGAGAGAAAAAGAUGAACUGAGAGAGAUAAGGAAAUAUAAAUUUUCUCUUAUAAGAGUGAGGUUUCCUGAUGGAAUAUACUUACAGGGAACUUUUUCAGUGUACGAAAAAUUUAUAGAUAUACUAGAAUUCGUCAGAGACAGUUUAGAGCAUGACGGCCUGCCCUUCGUUCUUACAGCACCAACAGGCUUAAGGUUUGAAGAUAAGGAUUACGACAGUACAUUAGCAGAUCUGCGUCUUGUUCCAGCAACAAUUUUAAUUUUCCAAUGGGAUCCAGCAUUUGACGAAGAAAUAAAAGCUUCUGGUAACAUCACCUACCUGAAACCUGACAUUUUGAUGCUGAUGCAGGAACUUUAAUGCAUUUGAAAUUAAUGUUAAUCAGUUAUCUUAAUGGCUAUUCUUAAUUUAUUAUUAAUAAUUUCGGCUUAGUUGGACCGAAUAACUUGGACCAUUAUUUAUGAUUAAUUUAAUCAAAACUAAAUUAUAUAUUUAUUCACUUAUAUCUACAGAUAUGAAAUUAAUUUUUUAACAUAAUUUGUGUAGUUCCAGAAAAAAAAUAGUUAAUGUUGUUAUAUAUUUUUAAAUUUCAGAUAAAUAAAACUAGUCAUAAUAGAACUGAGACAUUAUUUUAAACUUUCAUGUCUAUAUUUGCACAUUUGCAAGAGAUAUUUAAAAAAUAUUUACACAUUACUUUUUAUACACCCUUCAAAUAUUGUGUGCUGCUUUAUCAUUGUUAAGUUUUAUUACCGGUUUUACUUUUUUAAAUGUGUGAUAUUAAAUAUACUGUUAAAAAUAUCAGAGUUUAAUUUUGA